GCCGUUCGAUCGGUAUAACGUCUUUGGCAGUCGGUCGGUCGAGCGCCAAACGAGCGGUACUACUCCCUCGUCGCUGGCUCUCUCUCUCUGUAUCGCGUGCAGUGCAGUGAUGGGUGUCUCGAGCGAGGACGUGCUCUCGUUCUCGCGCCAGCUGUCCUCCUGGUGGUCCGAGGAGGCCGAGUACGUGCUGCAGCGCAUCGAGCGCUGGGCCGCCUACGCCCGGGGCUACAAUCGUCUGAGAUCGGUGCGACUGUCGCCGGGCCGCAUGACCAUGCAGGACGAGCCCGAGGCCCGCUGGACCAUCAACAAGAGCACCCAGAGGCUCGAGGUCGAGGAGGACUGGGCGCCGAGCUUCACGCGACGUCGCGGUGGCGGUCCGAUACAGGAGAGAUCGAGGCUCAACUGCUGUCCCAUGGAUUACAAGUCGGCGGGCAAGCUCGAGAGUAGAUGCCUCGAGGAGUACAGCAUGGACCACAGCAUUUACUUCAAGACGAUCGGCGAUCUGCGCCAGUCCAACUCCAACCGAUCGAUCGCCUCCGAGAUCAAUGGAAACAACAGCAACGGCAGCAGCAGCAACAGCGUGAAAAGUCCGACUCAGCUGCCGCUCGACUGUGGCGACUUUUUGUCUUCCGAUUUCGACGACGACGAGGAGGACGAGGACGACGACGAGGCGGAGCUUGCGGAGCUCGACGCGGCCGAUUACGAGCUGAGAGAGCAGCUGGACAGGCUCGAGGCGGACCGUCGCAGAAUCAACAACGGCAGCAAUGGCAACAGUAUCGGUAGCGGGAUAGUCCAGCUGUGCCGCAGCUGUAUCGACGACACGACCAGUCAUCAAUUGGACGAGUUGAACGGCAACUACAGUCGUCGCUCAUCGACGGCGGCUCUCCAGCCCCGAGCCAACAACCUCGUGCUACUGGCAGCUCAGUAAACAACACAACAAAAACGUAAAAAAAAAAAAAGAAAUCACGAAGUAAAGUUUGUAAAUAUAUAAUUAAGUUUCCGUAUAUAUAAGUAUUAUAGUUUCGUCACAGUAGCAAAACACACACGGCAUAUCGGAGCCAUGUAUCGUUUGAAAAAAAUAAAAUCCGGAAUGUGAGUGAAUAUUAGCUCGAGUGCGUGAGUGUUCUAGUCACACUGUAAUGUAUACACAGUAGCAGUCUGUGUACACAAUCGAGCGAGUGCGUGUGGACUAAUGGAACAAAUAUAAUUAUAUGGUCAUCGGUGCUAUACAACACACAACACACGCGUUCGUCUUCAUUACUAGUACAGAAGUACAGUUCACUGUAGUAGAAUAAUAAAGUAUUUUGUAAUAGCCGCGCUCUGCUGACAGUACUCGUCGGCCGUCGCGUUGCAUCUGCUCGCUGCUAUCACGCCGAUCGUCUCCAGUCAGCUCGCGUGCUAUACGUUGUGCAGUGAGCGCGGGGUCGACGCUUGCGCACCAGCCAGCCACCCCCGCUGCUAUAUCUGUAUAUGGACAACCCCAUCGCGCUCUAUAUGUAUUGGAGGCAUGGCGCUUACACACGUUUGAGCUGAGUAUAUCGUAUCAAGAUCGUGUGCCAUGUAUAUGUCUGUGUGUGUGUGUGUGCGACGGCGGCGGCGCGUUGACAUCAUCGAUCGAGACCGUACGAGACUACGGCGACGAGGUAGUGCUGCUGCUACUGCGCGUUGCCGAGUUAUGCAUGUACGCCGUAUAAAGACACAACACACCGACGCGUUACACACACAGGCAUGGACCCUUUGCACAGCUUACACACACGGCUAGGGGAGAGCAAAAUGUGUAGCGUGUAUAGCGCGCGCAU
Molecule: messenger RNA, 1799 nt
Organism: Trichogramma pretiosum
Lineage: Eukaryota; Metazoa; Arthropoda; Insecta; Hymenoptera; Trichogrammatidae
Exons: 1
Coding region: 110-928 (272 amino acids)
Source: RefSeq, a predicted model, not a curated record